AUGAGCACACAGGAGUGGAAAACAACUCGAGGAAAUCGAGUGAGUAAAGCGGUGAUUGAUCUGAAUGUGGAACCCAGAGAUCAAGAAGGGACCUCAUCUUCCGUAAGAGGUUCUCAUAACAUUCCAGUGGAUAUUGUACCUCCUCAGCCUACCCCUACCAUUAUUGAUGUCGAUGAAGAUGAUGUUAUCGAAUCAUCCGCAAGUGCUUUUGCUGCGGCUAAAAGUAAAUCUUUAGCUGUACGUCGGAGGCCUAUGAUGGUUGAUUUAGAGUCAGGUUGUACGACUAGAUUGCCUCCCUACAUAAGCAACAAACGGAGAAGGGUUCCUUCUAAUCAACCUAUCAUCGACUGUGAGCAUGCCACUGUAAAUGUUGUUGAAGUGUCUAAACCAAAGGCUCCACCACCUCCUCCACCUGAAGAGCCAAAAUUUACUUGUCCGAUCUGUAUGUGCCCGUUUACUGAGGAGAUGUCAACAAAGUGCGGUCACAUCUUCUGCAAGGGAUGUAUAAAGAUGGCGAUAUCUCGCCAGGCUAAAUGUCCCACGUGUAGGAAAAAGGUUACUGCGAAAGAGUUGAUUCGAGUUUUCCUUCCAACCACCAGAUGA
Messenger RNA from Microthlaspi erraticum, 603 nucleotides. Lineage: Eukaryota; Viridiplantae; Streptophyta; Magnoliopsida; Brassicales; Brassicaceae. The record is from the annotation of a GenBank genome assembly.